CGGUAUCACCGUCGCACAUCCAUUCCCGUCAGUAGGGCUGCAGCUCAGAGUUGACAAGCAACCCCUCCUACUCCCCACCAUCCGUAUACGAACAUCCUAGACGUCGGGGCAUUAUCGCAGCCAUGAGCAAGUACGGCGUGAUGGUGAUGGGCCCCGCGGGGGCGGGAAAGUCCACCUUUUGCGCGUCGCUCAUCACACAUCUCCAACUCAACCGGCGCUCUGCCUUCUACGUGAACCUCGAUCCCGCCGCCGAAUCCUUCGAACACACCCCCGAUCUCGACAUCAAGGACCUGAUAUCGCUGGAGGAUGUGAUGGACGAGAUGAAGCUCGGUCCCAACGGCGGCCUGAUCUACUGCUUCGAGUUCCUCAUGGAGAACCUCGACUUCCUUACCGAGGCGCUCGACUCGCUGACGGAGGAGUACCUCAUCAUCUUCGACAUGCCGGGUCAGAUCGAGCUCUACACGCAUAUUCCCAUCCUUCCCACCCUCGUCAAGUUCCUCACAACACCCGGCGCCCUGGACAUCCGAUUGUGCGCUGCAUACCUGCUGGAAGCCACCUUUGUCGUCGAUCGUGCGAAAUACUUUGCGGGCUCCUUGAGCGCAAUGAGUGCCAUGAUCAUGCUGGAAGUCCCGCACAUCAACAUCCUCAGCAAGAUGGACCUGGUCAAGAAUCAAGUGAGGAAGAAGGACCUCAAGAAGUUUAUCACCCCGGAUACCUCGUUGCUUCUGGACGAUCCGGCAGACCUUGCCAGGAGAAAGGCCGGCGAGGACACCUCGGAUGACCAGUACGCCGAUCCCCAGGAUAAGAACGCCAUGAUGUCUGGCGCCACGUUCAAGCGCCUCAACACAGCUGUUGCGCAACUGCUUGAGACCUUCAGCAUGGUCAGCUACCUCAAGCUAGACAGCACCGAUGAGGACAGUGUCAGUGCGAUUCUCAGCUACAUUGAUGACUGUAUACAAUACCACGAAGCCCAAGAACCACGGGAGCUGAAGGACGAAGAGUUCGACGAGUCUGAGGAAUAGUUGGAAAGAGGAACGAUGAGGAGGGCUUGGAAAGGAGAGAGUAUCCAGACUGCAACUGAAGCGCACAUGGAUAUGUAAUUACCACAGGGGUAAAAUGUAUAGGGAUUCUGCAUAGCGACGGCGU
Molecule: messenger RNA, 1146 nt
Organism: Neurospora tetraspora
Lineage: Eukaryota; Fungi; Ascomycota; Sordariomycetes; Sordariales; Sordariaceae
Product: GPN-loop GTPase
Exons: 2
Coding region: 123-1022 (299 amino acids)
Molecular function (GO): GTPase activity; ATP hydrolysis activity
Source: RefSeq, a predicted model, not a curated record